Molecule: messenger RNA, 1324 nt
Organism: Haliotis rufescens (red abalone)
Lineage: Eukaryota; Metazoa; Mollusca; Gastropoda; Lepetellida; Haliotidae
Exons: 5
Coding region: 60-1169 (369 amino acids)
Biological process (GO): rRNA processing
Source: RefSeq, a predicted model, not a curated record
CAAUAUGGCUGCCUCCACGAAUUUCACAUGAUUAUUGGAAUAACUACAUCUGACAUAAUAUGAUUCGUCUCGCGAGCCGAAUGUUAUUUGGGAAUAAUUGUAACACAGUAUGUGUGCUACAGAGAAGAGAAGCAAGUAAAAUCAAAAUGGUCAAACAACUCAAGAAGUUAGUUGAUAGAAGUCCAAAAAAGAAGUGGCACAAAAAUCCAGCGAUGACGACAUCAACGACUACAAGUAGGGGUGUGAGUGAUGGACAGCGUAGACGUGCAGAACAGGUGAGCACAGUGCUAUACAACUACAUCACAAGCAUCAUAGACUCUGGAGAGCUCUCACCAACACUAGCUGACAUGGCAGUCGACAUCAACCGGGUGAAGGUGACCCCAGACUUCAGUGCAGUGAACAUCUACUGGCUGAGUCAUGGCUUGGAGAAAGAUGAUGAACUUGAAAUUGAGCUGAAGAAACAUGAAGCUAAACUCAGGUCUAUACUUAUAUCCUACCGUAUUGUCGGAACUAUUCCCCAAGUUACGUUUGUACAAGACAAGACGGCAGGUCGGUAUGCAGAAGUCGAGAAAUUACUGAGAAUAGCCGAUUUUGGCCCUGAUUUCAUACCUGGUCCCCUGGGAAGCAGUAUUCGAACCCUGCCCCAGGCAGAGACUACACCCUCAGAUGCAGACAUAUCUGAGCAGCUUCAGAAGCUUUCUCUGGACUUUGUGGAUACCAAACAUGGCAGACAUAUUAUUGCUGUGGAUGAGAAGACUGAUCUUGUUCCUGAGGAUGUCAGCAAGAUGAUGGAAGAUGAAAAGGAUCCUGUGCCUGAUUUAAAUUUCCGAAGUGAUUUGUAUGGACUAAACCAUGAGGAAAUAAUGAACAGACUGCUUCUUAAAAAACACAAGACAAAGCAUCGAAGUUCGGAAAGGACACUUGGAAUUGAAUCAAAAAGUGAAGGCACUGUCAAACCAGUGCAAGCACCUGACUAUGAAAAGUUUUUGAGAACAAAGAAUAUGUUGAAGAAAAAAGCCAAAAUAACAAAAAUUGAUUACACGGUUCCUGAUUAUUAUCGUUAUGAAGCGUUUCAUGAUUUUGGUGACAAUACAGAAAGAGGUGGUACAAGAGAUGAUGAUUCUGAUGAUGAUUUAACUGACUCUGAUGAUGAUACCACUGAUAGAUAAAACGAGUGCUCAUGUUUUCAGAUUUUUCUGCGGUUUUAUAUAUAAAGUAGAUUAUUAAUUUGGAAAUUAAUUGCUUACAAUAUUGUGAAAUAUCAAACACGAGAAUGUUCAUAUUGUUGUGUGUAUCAAAUCAGAUAAUAUGAGAAUACAAUCAA